AUGUUUACAAGACAUUUUAGGCCUGUGAAAGAGAUUAUAAGGUGUUUUCGGAGUUUAGCAAACCCUGUUUAUGGAUCUUCGGUAAAACAGAAACUGUUUUUGCUCCAAUCUCGAAAUAAAGUAUCUAAAAAGACAGGCGAUGAGCUGAAAAGACAGGCAGAACGACGAGCAAUUCAAGCCAAACGAGCCAAUAAACGACCAUAUUCGAAGCAAAAAGCUCAACAUAUUCUGAAACUGAAGCAUGGGAUUUCUCCAAGCGAAUUGUCGGUGGCACAACUUGGUCCAACAAGCAAAUCUGAUCUGCGGUAUCUGACAUUGACGCGCGAUAAAAGAAUGUUGUACACGCUUUUGGGUGUGACCGGGUCUCAAUUGAGAGAUUCGAAAUUGGUAGCUGGAGAUGUGGAGAAAUUUCUGAGGCGAGGACAAUUAGAAAAGGCGAUUUUCCUGGCGAGACUUGCGCACAAGCGAGGUGUUGUAGGCAUGAAUUUGAUCUUGGAAUAUGUAUGCAAGAAUAUGAACGACGGUGGCGGUGCGAUCGAUUUAUACAAUUGGAGGAAGAAAUGGGGCAUAGAAUUGAAUGAAUUUACCAACACCGUGCUAUUCAGUGGUCUCGCUAAUCUUGUAGAGCCCUUAAGCGAUAAACAAGCACGUAGGGUAUUCAGAAUUGCUCAGCUUUUGAUAGAAAAAGACCAGAUGAAUCAAAUUGAGUUUAACGCGGCGCUCAAGGCUCUUUCAAACUCUAUCAAUGUGGAACGGGUUUUUGAGCUCUUCGAGCUCAAGCCGAAGACGAUCCACGGGGACAAGAUGACUUACCAGACCCUUUUAACCGCUUUGAAAAGGACACAGUUAGAGAAAGUAACCAGAGCGAAUAUUUUGAUGGCAAAAAUUCCACCAAAACUGAUUGAUUUCAGAAUUGCUCUCGAAUAUUGCAGGAUAUGGGGAAGCUAUGACGACCGAGAUUUUCAAAGAAUGGCAUUAUCUGCUUUGCAAAACUACUUUGCGCUAGGCGAAAAAUCAUAUGCUGCUCUUUUGCCCACUGAUAAAAGUCUGCCUCAAUUGGCAAAAGUGGCAGGGACUGAGCGCUUUCCAGUCAGAGGCUCUGUGCUCGAAACCUUUAUUGAACUAUGCUUAAAAACCGAAGAAUAUGAAUUAGCAACUAAAGUGUUCGAGAAUUGGAAAUCUAAGAAUGAAAGGGUGCUCACUUGUCGUGUUUAUGAGCUUAUGAUUAAUGUGACUAUCCGAUCCCAGCCCAAUUCAUGCACGAAGAAAGUCUUGGAGUUGUUUGAAGCCCUGGAUUCUCGUUUUCGAGAGAACAAGAGCGGUCUUAUUCUUGUUUACAAGGCCUUUGAGAGGCAGGCCGCGAGGAAAUUUACAAAUGGCAAUGAAGCUAGGUUGGAGGUUCUUCUCUCCGAUCUACAAAAUUUUGCAUCAAGUAUGGAGUCUUACCACGGCGCGGAUAUCAACGCCGAGGUAUUACAGUGGAAAGUUUGGCUUUACUACUGGAAAAUUGUGAACAGUGGGAAUACUUUGGGGAAAAUUUGCUUGACGCGCGCCAAAUUCAUCCUUGAUCAAUUCAUUAAUACCGUUCUUUCUGGACAGAUUGAGCUCAAAAAAAGGUCUGAAGCUGAUCAUGGAGGUUUGCGUCAUAUUGAACUUGAAUCUGUGAGAUUUAUUAGCGCAUUUGCCGACAGAUUUAGGGUGCAGGAUCUCGACAACGUAAAUCAGGAUGGUGCUGAAAGAGAGUGUUUUCUUUUCAGAAGAUCACUUUUACGCUUAAAGACACUUUUACUGGAGCACCUCCGAGUCAUUGAGGGAAAAAUCCAAGAUGUCUCUGAGUUAGAAUGUUCUAUAAACCAGUGCUGUGUCCGGCUCAGAGCCAUGCCAGUACCUCCGGUACCUGUCAAAGUGGAAUCGUCCAAUGUUAAUAAAAUCUAA
Lachancea mirantina is the source of this 1935-nucleotide messenger RNA. The record is from the annotation of a GenBank genome assembly. Lineage: Eukaryota; Fungi; Ascomycota; Saccharomycetes; Saccharomycetales; Saccharomycetaceae.